This is a messenger RNA of Danio rerio (zebrafish), 33776 nucleotides long. Lineage: Eukaryota; Metazoa; Chordata; Actinopteri; Cypriniformes; Danionidae. The record is from RefSeq and is a predicted model, not a curated record.
CUUAGAAGAGAUGUUGUGUUCCUUCUGGAUGGAUCGGAUGGAACUAGAAAUGGAUUCCCAGCAAUGAAAGACUUUGUGCAAAAAAUGGUGGAGAAAUUGGCUGCUGCAGAGAACAGAGAUCGCAUUUCUGUUGUCCAAUACAGCAGAGAACCAGAGGCCAAUUUCUAUCUAAACACAUACACGACAAAGGAAGAAAUUCUUGAUGCUGUCAGGGGUCUGAGGCACAAAGGAGGCAGACCCCUUUACACAGGGGCAGCUCUCCAGUACGUCAAAGACAAUGUCUUCACUGCUUCUUCUGGCAGCAGGCGGCUGGAGGGUGUGCCGCAGAUACUGGUUUUGCUUAGCGGGGGCAAGUCAUUUGACAGUGUCGAUGCAGCAGCCUCCUCUCUGAAAGAGCUUGGCGUCUUGACUUUUGGAAUAGGAUCGAGAGGCUCUGAUAGCAGAGAACUGCAGAGAAUAUCAUAUGAACCCAGUUAUGCUCUGUCCGUGUCUGAUUUCAGUGAGCUACCAAAUGUCCAAGAGCAGCUGCUUGCCUCUGUACAGGUUACUUCAAUUCCCGUCACCCCAACUUCAACGACUGUUACCGCUGAAUACAGCACACCCAGAAAAGAUGUAGUGUUUCUGCUGGACGGUUCAGAUGGCACUAGGAGUUCUUUCCCAGCUAUGCGGGACUUUGUGCAAAGAGUAGUGGAGAAAUUCAACAUUGAGGCAAACAGAGACCGCGUUUCUGUUGUGCAGUACAGUAGAGACGCUGAGGUCCAUUUCUAUCUGAAUAGCUACACGAAAAAGGAAGACAUUCUUGACCGCGUCACAGGUCUGAGACACAAAGGAGGCCGUCCCCUCUACACAGGGGCAGCUCUCCAGUACGUCAGAGACAAUGUCUUUACUGCUUCUUCUGGCAGCAGACGGCUGGAGGGUGUGCCACAGAUUCUGAUCCUGCUUAGCGGGGGAAGGUCAUUUGACAGCGUUGAUGCAGCAGCAUCCUCUCUGAAAGAGCUCGGUGUCUUGACCUUGGGAAUAGGAUCGAGGGGCUCUGAUAGCAGAGAACUGCAGAGAAUAUCAUACGAAGCCAAUUAUGCUCUGUCCGUGGCCGACUUCAGUGAGCUUCCAAAUGUCCAAGAGCAGCUGUUGGCCUCUGUCCAGACGGUUGCAAUGUCCGGCACUCCAACUUCCCCAACUCUCACUGCUGAUGACACCAUUCCCAGAAAGGAUGUAGUGUUUCUGCUGGACGGCUCUGAUGGCACUAGGAAUACUUUCCCAGCCAUGCGUGCAUUUGUGCAGAGAUUAGUUGAGCAAUUCAACGUAGAGGCAAACAGAGAUCGCAUUUCUGUGGUGCAGUACAGUAGAGAUGCUGAGGUCAAUUUCUACCUGAAUACCUACACAGCAAAAGCAGACGUCUUGAACACGGUCAGAGGUCUGAGGCAUAGAGGAGGGAGACCCCUCAACACGGGGGCAGCUCUCCAGUACGUGCGGGACAGUGUCUUCACUGCCUCUGCCGGGAGUAGAAAGCAAGAGGGUGUCCCUCAGGUUCUUAUCCUCCUCAGUGGAGGACGCUCAAACGACAACGUAGAUACACCUGCCUCUGCCCUGAAAGAGAGCGGGGUCUUGAUCUUGGGCAUCGGCACUAGAAAUUCAAGCAGAGAGGUCCAGAGAAUUACCAAUGACCCUGCCUAUGCACAAUCGCUCAAUGAUUUCUCUGACCUUCCCGGUGUCCAGCAGCAGUUUUACAGCUCCCUAAACAAUGUGCUUGUUCAAGUUAAGCCGAUGACACCUACUGUGGCAGCUGAGCCCAGGAUGGCUAGGAGGGAUGUAGUGUUUCUGCUGGAUGGUUCAGAUGGCACGAGGAGCUCUUUCUCUGCAAUGCGAGACUUUGUUGAAAGGAUGGUGGAAAGACUGAACGUGUCUGAGAACAGAGACCGUGUCUCUGUGGUCCAGUACAGCAGAGAUCCAGAGGCUCAUUUCUAUCUGAACACAUACUCAAGAAAAGAGGACGCUCUUGACACGAUCAGGGGUCUGAGGCACAAAGGAGGGAGACCCCUCAACACGGGGGCAGCUCUGCAGUACUUGAGAGACAAUGUCUUCACUGCCUCCUCUGGAAGUAGACGUGUAGAAGGUGUUCCUCAGUUGCUGAUUCUGCUGAGUGGCGCAAGGUCAUUUGAUAAUGUUGACACGCCAGCCUCAUCCCUAAAGGAGCUGGGAGUGCUUAUCUUUGUGAUUGGGUCAAGGAGCUCAGACAGCCAGGAACUCCAGAGAAUCUCCCAAGAGCCUAGCUAUGCACUCUCAGUGAGUGACUUCACUGACCUUCCCAGUGUCCAACAGCAGCUUUUUACCAACAUUAACAAGGUCUUUGUAGCGGGCGUACCUACCACUUCCACAACCAUAGCUGAGGGCCGUAGACAGAGAAGAGAUGUUGUGUUCCUUCUGGAUGGAUCGGAUGGAACUAGGAAUGGAUUCCCAGCAAUGAAAGACUUUGUGCAAAGAAUGGUGGAGAAAUUGGAUGUUGCCGAGAACAGAGAUCGCAUUUCUGUUGUCCAAUACAGCAGAGAACCAGAGGCCAAUUUCUAUCUAAACACAUACACGACAAAGGAAGAAAUUGUUGAUGCUGUCAGGGGUCUGAGGCACAAGGGAGGCAGACCCCUUUACACGGGGGAAGCUCUCCAGUUUGUCAGAGACAAUGUCUUCACUGCUUCUUCUGGCAGCAGGCGGCUGGAGGGUGUGCCGCAGAUACUGGUUUUGCUUAGCGGGGGCAGGUCAUUUGACAGUGUCGAUGCAGCAGCCUCCUCUCUGAAAGAGCUUGGCGUCUUGACUUUUGGAAUAGGAUCGAGAGGCUCUGAUAGCAGAGAACUGCAGAGAAUAUCAUAUGAACCCAGUUAUGCUCUGUCCGUGUCUGAUUUCAGUGAGCUACCAAAUGUCCAAGAGCAGCUGCUUGCCUCUGUACAGGUUACUUCAAUUCCCGUCACCCCAACUUCACCGACUGUUACCGCUGAAUACAGCACACCCAGAAAAGAUGUAGUGUUUCUGCUGGACGGUUCAGAUGGCACUAGGAGUUCUUUCCCAGCUAUGCGGGACUUUGUGCAAAGAGUAGUGGAGAAAUUCAACAUUGAGGCAAACAGAGACCGCGUUUCUGUUGUGCAGUACAGUAGAGACGCUGAGGUUCAUUUCUAUCUGAAUAGCUACACGAAAAAGGAAGACAUUCUUGACCGCGUCACAGGUCUGAGACACAAAGGAGGCCGUCCCCUCUACACAGGGGCAGCUCUCCAGUACGUCAGAGACAAUGUCUUUACUGCUUCUUCUGGCAGCAGACGGCUGGAGGGUGUGCCACAGAUUCUGAUCCUCCUUAGCGGGGGAAGGUCAUUUGACAGCGUUGAUGCAGCAGCAUCCUCUCUGAAAGAGCUCGGUGUCUUGACCUUGGGAAUAGGAUCGAGGGGCUCUGAUAGCAGAGAACUGCAGAGAAUAUCAUACGAAGCCAAUUAUGCUCUGUCCGUGGCCGACUUCAGUGAGCUUCCAAAUGUCCAAGAGCAGCUGUUGGCCUCUGUCCAGACGGUUGCAAUGUCCGGCACUCCAACUUCCCCAACUCUCACUGCUGAUGACACCAUUCCCAGAAAGGAUGUAGUGUUUCUGCUGGACGGCUCUGAUGGCACUAGGAAUACUUUCCCAGCCAUGCGUGCAUUUGUGCAGAGAUUAGUUGAGCAAUUCAACGUAGAGGCAAACAGAGAUCGCAUUUCUGUGGUGCAGUACAGUAGAGAUGCUGAGGUCAAUUUCUACCUGAAUACCUACACAGCAAAAGCAGACGUCUUGAACACGGUCAGAGGUCUGAGGCAUAGAGGAGGGAGACCCCUCAACACGGGGGCAGCUCUCCAGUACGUGCGGGACAGUGUCUUCACUGCCUCUGCCGGGAGUAGAAAGCAAGAGGGUGUCCCUCAGGUUCUUAUCCUCCUCAGUGGAGGACGCUCAAACGACAACGUAGAUACACCUGCCUCUGCCCUGAAAGAGAGCGGGGUCUUGAUCUUGGGCAUCGGCACUAGAAAUUCAAGCAGAGAGGUCCAGAGAAUUACCAAUGACCCUGCCUAUGCACAAUCGCUCAAUGAUUUCUCUGACCUUCCCGGUGUCCAGCAGCAGUUUUACAGCUCCCUAAACAAUGUGCUUGUUCAAGUUAAGCCGAUGACACCUACUGUGGCAGCUGAGCCCAGGAUGGCUAGGAGGGAUGUAGUGUUUCUGCUGGAUGGUUCAGAUGGCACGAGGAGCUCUUUCUCUGCAAUGCGAGACUUUGUUGAAAGGAUGGUGGAAAGACUGAACGUGUCUGAGAACAGAGACCGUGUCUCUGUGGUCCAGUACAGCAGAGAUCCAGAGGCUCAUUUCUAUCUGAACACAUACUCAAGAAAAGAGGACGCUCUUGACACGAUCAGGGGUCUGAGGCACAAAGGAGGGAGACCCCUCAACACGGGGGCAGCUCUGCAGUACUUGAGAGACAAUGUCUUCACUGCCUCCUCUGGAAGUAGACGUGUAGAAGGUGUUCCUCAGUUGCUGAUUCUGCUGAGUGGCGCAAGGUCAUUUGAUAAUGUUGACACGCCAGCCUCAUCCCUAAAGGAGCUGGGAGUGCUUAUCUUUGUGAUUGGGUCAAGGAGCUCAGACAGCCAGGAACUCCAGAGAAUCUCCCAAGAGCCUAGCUAUGCACUCUCAGUGAGUGACUUCACUGACCUUCCCAGUGUCCAACAGCAGCUUUUUACCAACAUUAACAAGGUCUUUGUAGCGGGCGUACCUACCACUUCCACAACCAUAGCUGAGGGCCGUAGACAGAGAAGAGAUGUUGUGUUCCUUCUGGAUGGAUCGGAUGGAACUAGGAAUGGAUUCCCAGCAAUGAAAGACUUUGUGCAAAGAAUGGUGGAGAAAUUGGAUGUUGCCGAGAACAGAGAUCGCAUUUCUGUUGUCCAAUACAGCAGAGAACCAGAGGCCAAUUUCUAUCUAAACACAUACACGACAAACGAAGAAAUUGUUGAUGCUGUCAGGGGUCUGAGGCACAAGGGAGGCAGACCCCUUUACACGGGGGAAGCUCUCCAGUACGUCAGAGACAAUGUCUUCACUGCUUCUUCUGGCAGCAGGCGGCUGGAGGGUGUGCCGCAGAUACUGGUUUUGCUUAGCGGGGGCAGGUCAUUUGACAGUGUCGAUGCAGCAGCCUCCUCUCUGAAAGAGCUUGGCGUCUUGACUUUUGGAAUAGGAUCGAGAGGCUCUGAUAGCAGAGAACUGCAGAGAAUAUCAUAUGAACCCAGUUAUGCUCUGUCCGUGUCUGAUUUCAGUGAGCUACCAAAUGUCCAAGAGCAGCUGCUUGCCUCUGUACAGGUUACUUCAAUUCCCGUCACCCCAACUUCACCGACUGUUACCGCUGAAUACAGCACACCCAGAAAAGAUGUAGUGUUUCUGCUGGACGGUUCAGAUGGCACUAGGAGUUCUUUCCCAGCUAUGCGGGACUUUGUGCAAAGAGUAGUGGAGAAAUUCAACAUUGAGGCAAACAGAGACCGCGUUUCUGUUGUGCAGUACAGUAGAGACGCUGAGGUCCAUUUCUAUCUGAAUAGCUACACGAAAAAGGAAGACAUUCUUGACCGCGUCACAGGUCUGAGACACAAAGGAGGCCGUCCCCUCUACACAGGGGCAGCUCUCCAGUACGUCAGAGACAAUGUCUUUACUGCUUCUUCUGGCAGCAGACGGCUGGAGGGUGUGCCACAGAUUCUGAUCCUGCUUAGCGGGGGAAGGUCAUUUGACAGCGUUGAUGCAGCAGCAUCCUCUCUGAAAGAGCUCGGUGUCUUGACCUUGGGAAUAGGAUCGAGGGGCUCUGAUAGCAGAGAACUGCAGAGAAUAUCAUACGAAGCCAAUUAUGCUCUGUCCGUGGCCGACUUCAGUGAGCUUCCAAAUGUCCAAGAGCAGCUGUUGGCCUCUGUCCAGACGGUUGCAAUGUCCGGCACUCCAACUUCCCCAACUCUCACUGCUGAUGACACCAUUCCCAGAAAGGAUGUAGUGUUUCUGCUGGACGGCUCUGAUGGCACUAGGAAUACUUUCCCAGCCAUGCGUGCAUUUGUGCAGAGAUUAGUUGAGCAAUUCAACGUAGAGGCAAACAGAGAUCGCAUUUCUGUGGUGCAGUACAGUAGAGAUGCUGAGGUCAAUUUCUACCUGAAUACCUACACAGCAAAAGCAGACGUCUUGAACACGGUCAGAGGUCUGAGGCAUAGAGGAGGGAGACCCCUCAACACGGGGGCAGCUCUCCAGUACGUGCGGGACAGUGUCUUCACUGCCUCUGCCGGGAGUAGAAAGCAAGAGGGUGUCCCUCAGGUUCUUAUCCUCCUCAGUGGAGGACGCUCAAACGACAACGUAGAUACACCUGCCUCUGCCCUGAAAGAGAGCGGGGUCUUGAUCUUGGGCAUCGGCACUAGAAAUUCAAGCAGAGAGGUCCAGAGAAUUACCAAUGACCCUGCCUAUGCACAAUCGCUCAAUGAUUUCUCUGACCUUCCCGGUGUCCAGCAGCAGUUUUACAGCUCCCUAAACAAUGUGCUUGUUCAAGUUAAGCCGAUGACACCUACUGUGGCAGCUGAGCCCAGGAUGGCUAGGAGGGAUGUAGUGUUUCUGCUGGAUGGUUCAGAUGGCACGAGGAGCUCUUUCUCUGCAAUGCGAGACUUUGUUGAAAGGAUGGUGGAAAGACUGAACGUGUCUGAGAACAGAGACCGUGUCUCUGUGGUCCAGUACAGCAGAGAUCCAGAGGCUCAUUUCUAUCUGAACACAUACUCAAGAAAAGAGGACGCUCUUGACACGAUCAGGGGUCUGAGGCACAAAGGAGGGAGACCCCUCAACACGGGGGCAGCUCUGCAGUACUUGAGAGACAAUGUCUUCACUGCCUCCUCUGGAAGUAGACGUGUAGAAGGUGUUCCUCAGUUGCUGAUUCUGCUGAGUGGCGCAAGGUCAUUUGAUAAUGUUGACACGCCAGCCUCAUCCCUAAAGGAGCUGGGAGUGCUUAUCUUUGCGAUUGGGUCAAGGAGCUCAGACAGCCAGGAACUCCAGAGAAUCUCCCAAGAGCCUAGCUAUGCACUCUCAGUGAGUGACUUCACUGACCUUCCCAGUGUCCAACAGCAGCUUUUUACCAACAUUAACAAGGUCUUUGUAGCGGGCGUACCUACCACUUCCACAACCAUAGCUGAGGGCCGUAGACAGAGAAGAGAUGUUGUGUUCCUUCUGGAUGGAUCGGAUGGAACUAGGAAUGGAUUCCCAGCAAUGAAAGACUUUGUGCAAAGAAUGGUGGAGAAAUUGGAUGUUGCCGAGAACAGAGAUCGCAUUUCUGUUGUCCAAUACAGCAGAGAACCAGGGGCCAAUUUCUAUCUAAACACAUACACGACAAAGGAAGAAAUUGUUGAUGCUGUCAGGGGUCUGAGGCACAAGGGAGGCAGACCCCUUUACACGGGGGAAGCUCUCCAGUACGUCAGAGACAAUGUCUUCACUGCUUCUUCUGGCAGCAGGCGGCUGGAGGGUGUGCCGCAGAUACUGGUUUUGCUUAGCGGGGGCAGGUCAUUUGACAGUGUCAAUGCAGCAGCCUCCUCUCUGAAAGAGCUUGGCGUCUUGACUUUUGGAAUAGGAUCGAGAGGCUCUGAUAGCAGAGAACUGCAGAGAAUAUCAUAUGAACCCAGUUAUGCUCUGUCCGUGUCUGAUUUCAGUGAGCUACCAAAUGUCCAAGAGCAGCUGCUUGCCUCUGUACAGGUUACUUCAAUUCCCGUCACCCCAACUUCACCGACUGUUACCGCUGAAUACAGCACACCCAGAAAAGAUGUAGUGUUUCUGCUGGACGGUUCAGAUGGCACUAGGAGUUCUUUCCUAGCUAUGCGGGACUUUGUGCAAAGAGUAGUGGAGAAAUUCAACAUUGAGGCAAACAGAGACCGCGUUUCUGUUGUGCAGUACAGUAGAGACGCUGAGGUCCAUUUCUAUCUGAAUAGCUACACGAAAAAGGAAGACAUUCUUGACCGCGUCACAGGUCUGAGACACAAAGGAGGCCGUCCCCUCUACACAGGGGCAGCUCUCCAGUACGUCAGAGACAAUAUCUUUACUGCUUCUUCUGGCAGCAGACGGCUGGAGGGUGUGCCACAGAUUCUGAUCCUGCUUAGCGGGGGAAGGUCAUUUGACAGCGUUGAUGCAGCAGCAUCCUCUCUGAAAGAGCUCGGUGUCUUGACCUUGGGAAUAGGAUCGAGGGGCUCUGAUAGCAGAGAACUGCAGAGAAUAUCAUACGAAGCCAAUUAUGCUCUGUCCGUGGCCGACUUCAGUGAGCUUCCAAAUGUCCAAGAGCAGCUGUUGGCCUCUGUCCAGACGGUUGCAAUGUCCGGCACUCCAACUUCCCCAACUCUCACUGCUGAUGACACCAUUCCCAGAAAGGAUGUAGUGUUUCUGCUGGACGGCUCUGAUGGCACUAGGAAUACUUUCCCAGCCAUGCGUGCAUUUGUGCAGAGAUUAGUUGAGCAAUUCAACGUAGAGGCAAACAGAGAUCGCAUUUCUGUGGUGCAGUACAGUAGAGAUGCUGAGGUCAAUUUCUACCUGAAUACCUACACAGCAAAAGCAGACGUCUUGAACACGGUCAGAGGUCUGAGGCAUAGAGGAGGGAGACCCCUCAACACGGGGGCAGCUCUCCAGUACGUGCGGGACAGUGUCUUCACUGCCUCUGCCGGGAGUAGAAAGCAAGAGGGUGUCCCUCAGGUUCUUAUCCUCCUCAGUGGAGGACGCUCAAACGACAACGUAGAUACACCUGCCUCUGCCCUGAAAGAGAGCGGGGUCUUGAUCUUGGGCAUCGGCACUAGAAAUUCAAGCAGAGAGGUCCAGAGAAUUACCAAUGACCCUGCCUAUGCACAAUCGCUCAAUGAUUUCUCUGACCUUCCCGGUGUCCAGCAGCAGUUUUACAGCUCCCUAAACAAUGUGCUUGUUCAAGUUAAGCCGAUGACACCUACUGUGGCAGCUGAGCCCAGGAUGGCUAGGAGGGAUGUAGUGUUUCUGCUGGAUGGUUCAGAUGGCACGAGGAGCUCUUUCUCUGCAAUGCGAGACUUUGUUGAAAGGAUGGUGGAAAGACUGAACGUGUCUGAGAACAGAGACCGUGUCUCUGUGGUCCAGUACAGCAGAGAUCCAGAGGCUCAUUUCUAUCUGAACACAUACUCAAGAAAAGAGGACGCUCUUGACACGAUCAGGGGUCUGAGGCACAAAGGAGGGAGACCCCUCAACACGGGGGCAGCUCUGCAGUACUUGAGAGACAAUGUCUUCACUGCCUCCUCUGGAAGUAGACGUGUAGAAGGUGUUCCUCAGUUGCUGAUUCUGCUGAGUGGCGCAAGGUCAUUUGAUAAUGUUGACACGCCAGCCUCAUCCCUAAAGGAGCUGGGAGUGCUUAUCUUUGCGAUUGGGUCAAGGAGCUCAGACAGCCAGGAACUCCAGAGAAUCUCCCAAGAGCCUAGCUAUGCACUCUCAGUGAGUGACUUCACUGACCUUCCCAGUGUCCAACAGCAGCUUUUUACCAACAUUAACAAGGUCUUUGUAGCGGGCGUACCUACCACUUCCACAACCAUAGCUGAGGGCCGUAGACAGAGAAGAGAUGUUGUGUUCCUUCUGGAUGGAUCGGAUGGAACUAGGAAUGGAUUCCCAGCAAUGAAAGACUUUGUGCAAAGAAUGGUGGAGAAAUUGGAUGUUGCCGAGAACAGAGAUCGCAUUUCUGUUGUCCAAUACAGCAGAGAACCAGAGGCCAAUUUCUAUCUAAACACAUACACGACAAAGGAAGAAAUUGUUGAUGCUGUCAGGGGUCUGAGGCACAAGGGAGGCAGACCCCUUUACACGGGGGAAGCUCUCCAGUACGUCAGAGACAAUGUCUUCACUGCUUCUUCUGGCAGCAGGCGGCUGGAGGGUGUGCCGCAGAUACUGGUUUUGCUUAGCGGGGGCAGGUCAUUUGACAGUGUCGAUGCAGCAGCCUCCUCUCUGAAAGAGCUUGGCGUCUUGACUUUUGGAAUAGGAUCGAGAGGCUCUGAUAGCAGAGAACUGCAGAGAAUAUCAUAUGAACCCAGUUAUGCUCUGUCCGUGUCUGAUUUCAGUGAGCUACCAAAUGUCCAAGAGCAGCUGCUUGCCUCUGUACAGGUUACUUCAAUUCCCGUCACCCCAACUUCACCGACUGUUACCGCUGAAUACAGCACACCCAGAAAAGAUGUAGUGUUUCUGCUGGACGGUUCAGAUGGCACUAGGAGUUCUUUCCCAGCUAUGCGGGACUUUGUGCAAAGAGUAGUGGAGAAAUUCAACAUUGAGGCAAACAGAGACCGCGUUUCUGUUGUGCAGUACAGUAGAGACGCUGAGGUCCAUUUCUAUCUGAAUAGCUACACGAAAAAGGAAGACAUUCUUGACCGCGUCACAGGUCUGAGACACAAAGGAGGCCGUCCCCUCUACACAGGGGCAGCUCUCCAGUACGUCAGAGACAAUGUCUUUACUGCUUCUUCUGGCAGCAGACGGCUGGAGGGUGUGCCACAGAUUCUGAUCCUGCUUAGCGGGGGAAGGUCAUUUGACAGCGUUGAUGCAGCAGCAUCCUCUCUGAAAGAGCUCGGUGUCUUGACCUUGGGAAUAGGAUCGAGGGGCUCUGAUAGCAGAGAACUGCAGAGAAUAUCAUACGAAGCCAAUUAUGCUCUGUCCGUGGCCGACUUCAGUGAGCUUCCAAAUGUCCAAGAGCAGCUGUUGGCCUCUGUCCAGACGGUUGCAAUGUCCGGCACUCCAACUUCCCCAACUCUCACUGCUGAUGACACCAUUCCCAGAAAGGAUGUAGUGUUUCUGCUGGACGGCUCUGAUGGCACUAGGAAUACUUUCCCAGCCAUGCGUGCAUUUGUGCAGAGAUUAGUUGAGCAAUUCAGCGUAGAGGCAAACAGAGAUCGCAUUUCUGUGGUGCAGUACAGUAGAGAUGCUGAGGUCAAUUUCUACCUGAAUACCUACACAGCAAAAGCAGACGUCUUGAACACGGUCAGAGGUCUGAGGCAUAGAGGAGGGAGACCCCUCAACACGGGGGCAGCUCUCCAGUACGUGCGGGACAGUGUCUUCACUGCCUCUGCCGGGAGUAGAAAGCAAGAGGGUGUCCCUCAGGUUCUUAUCCUCCUCAGUGGAGGACGCUCAAACGACAACGUAGAUACACCUGCCUCUGCCCUGAAAGAGAGCGGGGUCUUGAUCUUGGGCAUCGGCACUAGAAAUUCAAGCAGAGAGGUCCAGAGAAUUACCAAUGACCCUGCCUAUGCACAAUCGCUCAAUGAUUUCUCUGACCUUCCCGGUGUCCAGCAGCAGUUUUACAGCUCCCUAAACAAUGUGCUUGUUCAAGUUAAGCCGAUGACACCUACUGUGGCAGCUGAGCCCAGGAUGGCUAGGAGGGAUGUAGUGUUUCUGCUGGAUGGUUCAGAUGGCACGAGGAGCUCUUUCUCUGCAAUGCGAGACUUUGUUGAAAGGAUGGUGGAAAGACUGAACGUGUCUGAGAACAGAGACCGUGUCUCUGUGGUCCAGUACAGCAGAGAUCCAGAGGCUCAUUUCUAUCUGAACACAUACUCAAGAAAAGAGGACGCUCUUGACACGAUCAGGGGUCUGAGGCACAAAGGAGGGAGACCCCUCAACACGGGGGCAGCUCUGCAGUACUUGAGAGACAAUGUCUUCACUGCCUCCUCUGGAAGUAGACGUGUAGAAGGUGUUCCUCAGUUGCUGAUUCUGCUGAGUGGCGCAAGGUCAUUUGAUAAUGUUGACACGCCAGCCUCAUCCCUAAAGGAGCUGGGAGUGCUUAUCUUUGCGAUUGGGUCAAGGAGCUCAGACAGCCAGGAACUCCAGAGAAUCUCCCAAGAGCCUAGCUAUGCACUCUCAGUGAGUGACUUCACUGACCUUCCCAGUGUCCAACAGCAGCUUUUUACCAACAUUAACAAGGUCUUUGUAGCGGGCGUACCUACCACUUCCACAACCAUAGCUGAGGGCCGUAGACAGAGAAGAGAUGUUGUGUUCCUUCUGGAUGGAUCGGAUGGAACUAGGAAUGGAUUCCCAGCAAUGAAAGACUUUGUGCAAAGAAUGGUGGAGAAAUUGGAUGUUGCCGAGAACAGAGAUCGCAUUUCUGUUGUCCAAUACAGCAGAGAACCAGAGGCCAAUUUCUAUCUAAACACAUACACGACAAAGGAAGAAAUUGUUGAUGCUGUCAGGGGUCUGAGGCACAAGGGAGGCAGACCCCUUUACACGGGGGAAGCUCUCCAGUACGUCAGAGACAAUGUCUUCACUGCUUCUUCUGGCAGCAGGCGGCUGGAGGGUGUGCCGCAGAUACUGGUUUUGCUUAGCGGGGGCAGGUCAUUUGACAGUGUCGAUGCAGCAGCCUCCUCUCUGAAAGAGCUUGGCGUCUUGACUUUUGGAAUAGGAUCGAGAGGCUCUGAUAGCAGAGAACUGCAGAGAAUAUCAUAUGAACCCAGUUAUGCUCUGUCCGUGUCUGAUUUCAGUGAGCUACCAAAUGUCCAAGAGCAGCUGCUUGCCUCUGUACAGGUUACUUCAAUUCCCGUCACCCCAACUUCACCGACUGUUACCGCUGAAUACAGCACACCCAGAAAAGAUGUAGUGUUUCUGCUGGACGGUUCAGAUGGCACUAGGAGUUCUUUCCCAGCUAUGCGGGACUUUGUGCAAAGAGUAGUGGAGAAAUUCAACAUUGAGGCAAACAGAGACCGCGUUUCUGUUGUGCAGUACAGUAGAGACGCUGAGGUCCAUUUCUAUCUGAAUAGCUACACGAAAAAGGAAGACAUUCUUGACCGCGUCACAGGUCUGAGACACAAAGGAGGCCGUCCCCUCUACACAGGGGCAGCUCUCCAGUACGUCAGAGACAAUGUCUUUACUGCUUCUUCUGGCAGCAGACGGCUGGAGGGUGUGCCACAGAUUCUGAUCCUGCUUAGCGGGGGAAGGUCAUUUGACAGCGUUGAUGCAGCAGCAUCCUCUCUGAAAGAGCUCGGUGUCUUGACCUUGGGAAUAGGAUCGAGGGGCUCUGAUAGCAGAGAACUGCAGAGAAUAUCAUACGAAGCCAAUUAUGCUCUGUCCGUGGCCGACUUCAGUGAGCUUCCAAAUGUCCAAGAGCAGCUGUUGGCCUCUGUCCAGACGGUUGCAAUGUCCGGCACUCCAACUUCCCCAACUCUCACUGCUGAUGACACCAUUCCCAGAAAGGAUGUAGUGUUUCUGCUGGACGGCUCUGAUGGCACUAGGAAUACUUUCCCAGCCAUGCGUGCAUUUGUGCAGAGAUUAGUUGAGCAAUUCAACGUAGAGGCAAACAGAGAUCGCAUUUCUGUGGUGCAGUACAGUAGAGAUGCUGAGGUCAAUUUCUACCUGAAUACCUACACAGCAAAAGCAGACGUCUUGAACACGGUCAGAGGUCUGAGGCAUAGAGGAGGGAGACCCCUCAACACGGGGGCAGCUCUCCAGUACGUGCGGGACAGUGUCUUCACUGCCUCUGCCGGGAGUAGAAAGCAAGAGGGUGUCCCUCAGGUUCUUAUCCUCCUCAGUGGAGGACGCUCAAACGACAACGUAGAUACACCUGCCUCUGCCCUGAAAGAGAGCGGGGUCUUGAUCUUGGGCAUCGGCACUAGAAAUUCAAGCAGAGAGGUCCAGAGAAUUACCAAUGACCCUGCCUAUGCACAAUCGCUCAAUGAUUUCUCUGACCUUCCCGGUGUCCAGCAGCAGUUUUACAGCUCCCUAAACAAUGUGCUUGUUCAAGUUAAGCCGAUGAUACCUACUGUGGCAGCUGAGCCCAGGAUGGCUAGGAGGGAUGUAGUGUUUCUGCUGGAUGGUUCAGAUGGCACGAGGAGCUCUUUCUCUGCAAUGCGAGACUUUGUUGAAAGGAUGGUGGAAAGACUGAACGUGUCUGAGAACAGAGACCGUGUCUCUGUGGUCCAGUACAGCAGAGAUCCAGAGGCUCAUUUCUAUCUGAACACAUACUCAAGAAAAGAGGACGCUCUUGACACGAUCAGGGGUCUGAGGCACAAAGGAGGGAGACCCCUCAACACGGGGGCAGCUCUGCAGUACUUGAGAGACAAUGUCUUCACUGCCUCCUCUGGAAGUAGACGUGUAGAAGGUGUUCCUCAGUUGCUGAUUCUGCUGAGUGGCGCAAGGUCAUUUGAUAAUGUUGACACGCCAGCCUCAUCCCUAAAGGAGCUGGGAGUGCUUAUCUUUGCGAUUGGGUCAAGGAGCUCAGACAGCCAGGAACUCCAGAGAAUCUCCCAAGAGCCUAGCUAUGCACUCUCAGUGAGUGACUUCACUGACCUUCCCAGUGUCCAACAGCAGCUUUUUACCAACAUUAACAAGGUCUUUGUAGCGGGCGUACCUACCACUUCCACAACCAUAGCUGAGGGCCGUAGACAGAGAAGAGAUGUUGUGUUCCUUCUGGAUGGAUCGGAUGGAACUAGGAAUGGAUUCCCAGCAAUGAAAGACUUUGUGCAAAGAAUGGUGGAGAAAUUGGAUGUUGCCGAGAACAGAGAUCGCAUUUCUGUUGUCCAAUACAGCAGAGAACCAGAGGCCAAUUUCUAUCUAAACACAUACACGACAAAGGAAGAAAUUGUUGAUGCUGUCAGGGGUCUGAGGCACAAGGGAGGCAGACCCCUUUACACGGGGGAAGCUCUCCAGUACGUCAGAGACAAUGUCUUCACUGCUUCUUCUGGCAGCAGGCGGCUGGAGGGUGUGCCGCAGAUACUGGUUUUGCUUAGCGGGGGCAGGUCAUUUGACAGUGUCGAUGCAGCAGCCUCCUCUCUGAAAGAGCUUGGCGUCUUGACUUUUGGAAUAGGAUCGAGAGGCUCUGAUAGCAGAGAACUGCAGAGAAUAUCAUAUGAACCCAGUUAUGCUCUGUCCGUGUCUGAUUUCAGUGAGCUACCAAAUGUCCAAGAGCAGCUGCUUGCCUCUGUACAGGUUACUUCAAUUCCCGUCACCCCAACUUCACCGACUGUUACCGCUGAAUACAGCACACCCAGAAAAGAUGUAGUGUUUCUGCUGGACGGUUCAGAUGGCACUAGGAGUUCUUUCCCAGCUAUGCGGGACUUUGUGCAAAGAGUAGUGGAGAAAUUCAACAUUGAGGCAAACAGAGACCGCGUUUCUGUUGUGCAGUACAGUAGAGACGCUGAGGUCCAUUUCUAUCUGAAUAGCUACACGAAAAAGGAAGACAUUCUUGACCGCGUCACAGGUCUGAGACACAAAGGAGGCCGUCCCCUCUACACAGGGGCAGCUCUCCAGUACGUCAGAGACAAUGUCUUUACUGCUUCUUCUGGCAGCAGACGGCUGGAGGGUGUGCCACAGAUUCUGAUCCUGCUUAGCGGGGGAAGGUCAUUUGACAGCGUUGAUGCAGCAGCAUCCUCUCUGAAAGAGCUCGGUGUCUUGACCUUGGGAAUAGGAUCGAGGGGCUCUGAUAGCAGAGAACUGCAGAGAAUAUCAUACGAAGCCAAUUAUGCUCUGUCCGUGGCCGACUUCAGUGAGCUUCCAAAUGUCCAAGAGCAGCUGUUGGCCUCUGUCCAGACGGUUGCAAUGUCCGGCACUCCAACUUCCCCAACUCUCACUGCUGAUGACACCAUUCCCAGAAAGGAUGUAGUGUUUCUGCUGGACGGCUCUGAUGGCACUAGGAAUACUUUCCCAGCCAUGCGUGCAUUUGUGCAGAGAUUAGUUGAGCAAUUCAACGUAGAGGCAAACAGAGAUCGCAUUUCUGUGGUGCAGUACAGUAGAGAUGCUGAGGUCAAUUUCUACCUGAAUACCUACACAGCAAAAGCAGACGUCUUGAACACGGUCAGAGGUCUGAGGCAUAGAGGAGGGAGACCCCUCAACACGGGGGCAGCUCUCCAGUACGUGCGGGACAGUGUCUUCACUGCCUCUGCCGGGAGUAGAAAGCAAGAGGGUGUCCCUCAGGUUCUUAUCCUCCUCAGUGGAGGACGCUCAAACGACAACGUAGAUACACCUGCCUCUGCCCUGAAAGAGAGCGGGGUCUUGAUCUUGGGCAUCGGCACUAGAAAUUCAAGCAGAGAGGUCCAGAGAAUUACCAAUGACCCUGCCUAUGCACAAUCGCUCAAUGAUUUCUCUGACCUUCCCGGUGUCCAGCAGCAGUUUUACAGCUCCCUAAACAAUGUGCUUGUUCAAGUUAAGCCGAUGACACCUACUGUGGCAGCUGAGCCCAGGAUGGCUAGGAGGGAUGUAGUGUUUCUGCUGGAUGGUUCAGAUGGCACGAGGAGCUCUUUCUCUGCAAUGCGAGACUUUGUUGAAAGGAUGGUGGAAAGACUGAACGUGUCUGAGAACAGAGACCGUGUCUCUGUGGUCCAGUACAGCAGAGAUCCAGAGGCUCAUUUCUAUCUGAACACAUACUCAAGAAAAGAGGACGCUCUUGACACGAUCAGGGGUCUGAGGCACAAAGGAGGGAGACCCCUCAACACGGGGGCAGCUCUGCAGUACUUGAGAGACAAUGUCUUCACUGCCUCCUCUGGAAGUAGACGUGUAGAAGGUGUUCCUCAGUUGCUGAUUCUGCUGAGUGGCGCAAGGUCAUUUGAUAAUGUUGACACGCCAGCCUCAUCCCUAAAGGAGCUGGGAGUGCUUAUCUUUGCGAUUGGGUCAAGGAGCUCAGACAGCCAGGAACUCCAGAGAAUCUCCCAAGAGCCUAGCUAUGCACUCUCAGUGAGUGACUUCACUGACCUUCCCAGUGUCCAACAGCAGCUUUUUACCAACAUUAACAAGGUCUUUGUAGCGGGCGUACCUACCACUUCCACAACCAUAGCUGAGGGCCGUAGACAGAGAAGAGAUGUUGUGUUCCUUCUGGAUGGAUCGGAUGGAACUAGGAAUGGAUUCCCAGCAAUGAAAGACUUUGUGCAAAGAAUGGUGGAGAAAUUGGAUGUUGCCGAGAACAGAGAUCGCAUUUCUGUUGUCCAAUACAGCAGAGAACCAGAGGCCAAUUUCUAUCUAAACACAUACACGACAAAGGAAGAAAUUGUUGAUGCUGUCAGGGGUCUGAGGCACAAGGGAGGCAGACCCCUUUACACGGGGGAAGCUCUCCAGUACGUCAGAGACAAUGUCUUCACUGCUUCUUCUGGCAGCAGGCGGCUGGAGGGUGUGCCGCAGAUACUGGUUUUGCUUAGCGGGGGCAGGUCAUUUGACAGUGUCGAUGCAGCAGCCUCCUCUCUGAAAGAGCUUGGCGUCUUGACUUUUGGAAUAGGAUCGAGAGGCUCUGAUAGCAGAGAACUGCAGAGAAUAUCAUAUGAACCCAGUUAUGCUCUGUCCGUGUCUGAUUUCAGUGAGCUACCAAAUGUCCAAGAGCAGCUGCUUGCCUCUGUACAGGUUACUUCAAUUCCCGUCACCCCAACUUCACCGACUGUUACCGCUGAAUACAGCACACCCAGAAAAGAUGUAGUGUUUCUGCUGGACGGUUCAGAUGGCACUAGGAGUUCUUUCCCAGCUAUGCGGGACUUUGUGCAAAGAGUAGUGGAGAAAUUCAACAUUGAGGCAAACAGAGACCGCGUUUCUGUUGUGCAGUACAGUAGAGACGCUGAGGUCCAUUUCUAUCUGAAUAGCUACACGAAAAAGGAAGACAUUCUUGACCGCGUCACAGGUCUGAGACACAAAGGAGGCCGUCCCCUCUACACAGGGGCAGCUCUCCAGUACGUCAGAGACAAUGUCUUUACUGCUUCUUCUGGCAGCAGACGGCUGGAGGGUGUGCCACAGAUUCUGAUCCUGCUUAGCGGGGGAAGGUCAUUUGACAGCGUUGAUGCAGCAGCAUCCUCUCUGAAAGAGCUUGGUGUCUUGACCUUGGGAAUAGGAUCGAGGGGCUCUGAUAGCAGAGACCUGCAGAGAAUAUCAUACGAAGCCAAUUAUGCUCUGUCCGUGGCCGACUUCAGUGAGCUUCCAAAUGUCCAAGAGCAGCUGUUGGCCUCUGUCCAGACGGUUGCAAUGUCCGGCACUCCAACUUCCCCAACUCUCACUGCUGAUGACACCAUUCCCAGAAAGGAUGUAGUGUUUCUGCUGGACGGCUCUGAUGGCACUAGGAAUACUUUCCCAGCCAUGCGUGCAUUUGUGCAGAGAUUAGUUGAGCAAUUCAACGUAGAGGCAAACAGAGAUCGCAUUUCUGUGGUGCAGUACAGUAGAGAUGCUGAGGUCAAUUUCUACCUGAAUACCUACACAGCAAAAGCAGACGUCUUGAACACGGUCAGAGGUCUGAGGCAUAGAGGAGGGAGACCCCUCAACACGGGGGCAGCUCUCCAGUACGUGCGGGACAGUGUCUUCACUGCCUCUGCCGGGAGUAGAAAGCAAGAGGGUGUCCCUCAGGUUCUUAUCCUCCUCAGUGGAGGACGCUCAAACGACAACGUAGAUACACCUGCCUCUGCCCUGAAAGAGAGCGGGGUCUUGAUCUUGGGCAUCGGCACUAGAAAUUCAAGCAGAGAGGUCCAGAGAAUUACCAAUGACCCUGCCUAUGCACAAUCGCUCAAUGAUUUCUCUGACCUUCCCGGUGUCCAGCAGCAGUUUUACAGCUCCCUAAACAAUGUGCUUGUUCAAGUUAAGCCGAUGACACCUACUGUGGCAGCUGAGCCCAGGAUGGCUAGGAGGGAUGUAGUGUUUCUGCUGGAUGGUUCAGAUGGCACGAGGAGCUCUUUCUCUGCAAUGCGAGACUUUGUUGAAAGGAUGGUGGAAAGACUGAACGUGUCUGAGAACAGAGACCGUGUCUCUGUGGUCCAGUACAGCAGAGAUCCAGAGGCUCAUUUCUAUCUGAACACAUACUCAAGAAAAGAGGACGCUCUUGACACGAUCAGGGGUCUGAGGCACAAAGGAGGGAGACCCCUCAACACGGGGGCAGCUCUGCAGUACUUGAGAGACAAUGUCUUCACUGCCUCCUCUGGAAGUAGACGUGUAGAAGGUGUUCCUCAGUUGCUGAUUCUGCUGAGUGGCGCAAGGUCAUUUGAUAAUGUUGACACGCCAGCCUCAUCCCUAAAGGAGCUGGGAGUGCUUAUCUUUGUGAUUGGGUCAAGGAGCUCAGACAGCCAGGAACUCCAGAGAAUCUCCCAAGAGCCUAGCUAUGCACUCUCAGUGAGUGACUUCACUGACCUUCCCAGUGUCCAACAGCAGCUUUUUAUCAACAUUAACAAGGUCUUUGUAGCGGGCGUACCUACCACUUCCACAACCAUAGCUGAGGGCCGUAGACAGAGAAGAGAUGUUGUGUUCCUUCUGGAUGGAUCGGAUGGAACUCGGAAUGGAUUCCCAGCAAUGAAAGACUUUGUGCAAAGAAUGGUGGAGAAAUUGGAUGUUGCCGAGAACAGAGAUCGCAUUUCUGUUGUCCAAUACAGCAGAGAACCAGAGGCCAAUUUCUAUCUAAACACAUACACGACAAAGGAAGAAAUUGUUGAUGCUGUCAGGGGUCUGAGGCACAAGGGAGGCAGACCCCUUUACACGGGGGAAGCUCUCCAGUUUGUCAGAGACAAUGUCUUCACUGCUUCUUCUGGCAGCAGGCGGCUGGAGGGUGUGCCGCAGAUACUGGUUUUGCUUAGCGGGGGCAGGUCAUUUGACAGUGUCGAUGCAGCAGCCUCCUCUCUGAAAGAGCUUGGCGUCUUGACUUUUGGAAUAGGAUCGAGAGGCUCUGAUAGCAGAGAACUGCAGAGAAUAUCAUAUGAACCCAGUUAUGCUCUGUCCGUGUCUGAUUUCAGUGAGCUACCAAAUGUCCAAGAGCAGCUGCUUGCCUCUGUACAGGUUACUUCAAUUCCCGUCACCCCAACUUCAUCGACUGUUACCGCUGAAUACAGCACACCCAGAAAAGAUGUAGUGUUUCUGCUGGACGGUUCAGAUGGCACUAGGAGUUCUUUCCCAGCUAUGCGGGACUUUGUGCAAAGAGUAGUGGAGAAAUUCAACAUUGAGGCAAACAGAGACCGCGUUUCUGUUGUGCAGUACAGUAGAGACGCUGAGGUCCAUUUCUAUCUGAAUAGCUACACGAAAAAGGAAGACAUUCUUGACCGCGUCACAGGUCUGAGACACAAAGGAGGCCGUCCCCUCUACACAGGGGCAGCUCUCCAGUACGUCAGAGACAAUGUCUUUACUGCUUCUUCUGGCAGCAGACGGCUGGAGGGUGUGCCACAGAUUCUGAUCCUGCUUAGCGGGGGAAGGUCAUUUGACAGCGUUGAUGCAGCAGCAUCCUCUCUGAAAGAGCUCGGUGUCUUGACCUUGGGAAUAGGAUCGAGGGGCUCUGAUAGCAGAGAACUGCAGAGAAUAUCAUACGAAGCCAAUUAUGCUCUGUCCGUGGCCGACUUCAGUGAGCUUCCAAAUGUCCAAGAGCAGCUGUUGGCCUCUGUCCAGACGGUUGCAAUGUCCGGCACUCCAACUUCCCCAACUCUCACUGCUGAUGACACCAUUCCCAGAAAGGAUGUAGUGUUUCUGCUGGACGGCUCUGAUGGCACUAGGAAUACUUUCCCAGCCAUGCGUGCAUUUGUGCAGAGAUUAGUUGAGCAAUUCAACAUAGAGGCAAACAGAGAUCGCAUUUCUGUGGUGCAGUACAGUAGAGAUGCUGAGGUCAAUUUCUACCUGAAUACCUACACAGCAAAAGCAGACGUCUUGAACACGGUCAGAGGUCUGAGGCAUAGAGGAGGGAGACCCCUCAACACGGGGGCAGCUCUCCAGUACGUGCGGGACAGUGUCUUCACUGCCUCUGCCGGGAGUAGAAAGCAAGAGGGUGUCCCUCAGGUUCUUAUCCUCCUCAGUGGAGGACGCUCAAACGACAACGUAGAUACACCUGCCUCUGCCCUGAAAGAGAGCGGGGUCUUGAUCUUGGGCAUCGGCACUAGAAAUUCAAGCAGAGAGGUCCAGAGAAUUACCAAUGACCCUGCCUAUGCACAAUCGCUCAAUGAUUUCUCUGACCUUCCCGGUGUCCAGCAGCAGUUUUACAGCUCCCUAAACAAUGUGCUUGUUCAAGUUAAGCCGAUGACACCUACUGUGGCAGCUGAGCCCAGGAUGGCUAGGAGGGAUGUAGUGUUUCUGCUGGAUGGUUCAGAUGGCACGAGGAGCUCUUUCUCUGCAAUGCGAGACUUUGUUGAAAGGAUGGUGGAAAGACUGAACGUGUCUGAGAACAGAGACCGUGUCUCUGUGGUCCAGUACAGCAGAGAUCCAGAGGCUCAUUUCUAUCUGAACACAUACUCAAGAAAAGAGGACGCUCUUGACACGAUCAGGGGUCUGAGGCACAAAGGAGGGAGACCCCUCAACACGGGGGCAGCUCUGCAGUACUUGAGAGACAAUGUCUUCACUGCCUCCUCUGGAAGUAGACGUGUAGAAGGUGUUCCUCAGUUGCUGAUUCUGCUGAGUGGCGCAAGGUCAUUUGAUAAUGUUGACACGCCAGCCUCAUCCCUAAAGGAGCUGGGAGUGCUUAUCUUUGCGAUUGGGUCAAGGAGCUCAGACAGCCAGGAACUCCAGAGAAUCUCCCAAGAGCCUAGCUAUGCACUCUCAGUGAGUGACUUCACUGACCUUCCCAGUGUCCAACAGCAGCUUUUUACCAACAUUAACAAGGUCUUUGUAGCGGGCGUACCUACCACUUCCACAACCAUAGCUGAGGGCCGUAGACAGAGAAGAGAUGUUGUGUUCCUUCUGGAUGGAUCGGAUGGAACUAGGAAUGGAUUCCCAGCAAUGAAAGACUUUGUGCAAAGAAUGGUGGAGAAAUUGGAUGUUGCCGAGAACAGAGAUCGCAUUUCUGUUGUCCAAUACAGCAGAGAACCAGAGGCCAAUUUCUAUCUAAACACAUACACGACAAAGGAAGAAAUUGUUGAUGCUGUCAGGGGUCUGAGGCACAAGGGAGGCAGACCCCUUUACACGGGGGAAGCUCUCCAGUACGUCAGAGACAAUGUCUUCACUGCUUCUUCUGGCAGCAGGCGGCUGGAGGGUGUGCCGCAGAUACUGGUUUUGCUUAGCGGGGGCAGGUCAUUUGACAGUGUCGAUGCAGCAGCCUCCUCUCUGAAAGAGCUUGGCGUCUUGACUUUUGGAAUAGGAUCGAGAGGCUCUGAUAGCAGAGAACUGCAGAGAAUAUCAUAUGAACCCAGUUAUGCUCUGUCCGUGUCUGAUUUCAGUGAGCUACCAAAUGUCCAAGAGCAGCUGCUUGCCUCUGUACAGGUUACUUCAAUUCCCGUCACCCCAACUUCACCGACUGUUACCGCUGAAUACAGCACACCCAGAAAAGAUGUAGUGUUUCUGCUGGACGGUUCAGAUGGCACUAGGAGUUCUUUCCCAGCUAUGCGGGACUUUGUGCAAAGAGUAGUGGAGAAAUUCAACAUUGAGGCAAACAGAGACCGCGUUUCUGUUGUGCAGUACAGUAGAGACGCUGAGGUCCAUUUCUAUCUGAAUAGCUACACGAAAAAGGAAGACAUUCUUGACCGCGUCAAAGGUCUGAGACACAAAGGAGGCCGUCCCCUCUACACAGGGGCAGCUCUCCAGUACGUCAGAGACAAUGUCUUUACUGCUUCUUCUGGCAGCAGACGGCUGGAGGGUGUGCCACAGAUUCUGAUCCUGCUUAGCGGGGGAAGGUCAUUUGACAGCGUUGAUGCAGCAGCAUCCUCUCUGAAAGAGCUCGGUGUCUUGACCUUGGGAAUAGGAUCGAGGGGCUCUGAUAGCAGAGAACUGCAGAGAAUAUCAUACGAAGCCAAUUAUGCUCUGUCCGUGGCCGACUUCAGUGAGCUUCCAAAUGUCCAAGAGCAGCUGUUGGCCUCUGUCCAGACGGUUGCAAUGUCCGGCACUCCAACUUCCCCAACUCUCACUGCUGAUGACACCAUUCCCAGAAAGGAUGUAGUGUUUCUGCUGGACGGCUCUGAUGGCACUAGGAAUACUUUCCCAGCCAUGCGUGCAUUUGUGCAGAGAUUAGUUGAGCAAUUCAACGUAGAGGCAAACAGAGAUCGCAUUUCUGUGGUGCAGUACAGUAGAGAUGCUGAGGUCAAUUUCUACCUGAAUACCUACACAGCAAAAGCAGACGUCUUGAACACGGUCAGAGGUCUGAGGCAUAGAGGAGGGAGACCCCUCAACACGGGGGCAGCUCUCCAGUACGUGCGGGACAGUGUCUUCACUGCCUCUGCCGGGAGUAGAAAGCAAGAGGGUGUCCCUCAGGUUCUUAUCCUCCUCAGUGGAGGACGCUCAAACGACAACGUAGAUACACCUGCCUCUGCCCUGAAAGAGAGCGGGGUCUUGAUCUUGGGCAUCGGCACUAGAAAUUCAAGCAGAGAGGUCCAGAGAAUUACCAAUGACCCUGCCUAUGCACAAUCGCUCAAUGAUUUCUCUGACCUUCCCGGUGUCCAGCAGCAGUUUUACAGCUCCCUAAACAAUGUGCUUGUUCAAGUUAAGCCGAUGACACCUACUGUGGCAGCUGAGCCCAGGAUGGCUAGGAGGGAUGUAGUGUUUCUGCUGGAUGGUUCAGAUGGCACGAGGAGCUCUUUCUCUGCAAUGCGAGACUUUGUUGAAAGGAUGGUGGAAAGACUGAACGUGUCUGAGAACAGAGACCGUGUCUCUGUGGUCCAGUACAGCAGAGAUCCAGAGGCUCAUUUCUAUCUGAACACAUACUCAAGAAAAGAGGACGCUCUUGACACGAUCAGGGGUCUGAGGCACAAAGGAGGGAGACCCCUCAACACGGGGGCAGCUCUGCAGUACUUGAGAGACAAUGUCUUCACUGCCUCCUCUGGAAGUAGACGUGUAGAAGGUGUUCCUCAGUUGCUGAUUCUGCUGAGUGGCGCAAGGUCAUUUGAUAAUGUUGACACGCCAGCCUCAUCCCUAAAGGAGCUGGGAGUGCUUAUCUUUGCGAUUGGGUCAAGGAGCUCAGACAGCCAGGAACUCCAGAGAAUCUCCCAAGAGCCUAGCUAUGCACUCUCAGUGAGUGACUUCACUGACCUUCCCAGUGUCCAACAGCAGCUUUUUACCAACAUUAACAAGGUCUUUGUAGCGGGCGUACCUACCACUUCCACAACCAUAGCUGAGGGCCGUAGACAGAGAAGAGAUGUUGUGUUCCUUCUGGAUGGAUCGGAUGGAACUAGGAAUGGAUUCCCAGCAAUGAAAGACUUUGUGCAAAGAAUGGUGGAGAAAUUGGAUGUUGCCGAGAACAGAGAUCGCAUUUCUGUUGUCCAAUACAGCAGAGAACCAGGGGCCAAUUUCUAUCUAAACACAUACACGACAAAGGAAGAAAUUGUUGAUGCUGUCAGGGGUCUGAGGCACAAGGGAGGCAGACCCCUUUACACGGGGGAAGCUCUCCAGUACGUCAGAGACAAUGUCUUCACUGCUUCUUCUGGCAGCAGGCGGCUGGAGGGUGUGCCGCAGAUACUGGUUUUGCUUAGCGGGGGCAGGUCAUUUGACAGUGUCAAUGCAGCAGCCUCCUCUCUGAAAGAGCUUGGCGUCUUGACUUUUGGAAUAGGAUCGAGAGGCUCUGAUAGCAGAGAACUGCAGAGAAUAUCAUAUGAACCCAGUUAUGCUCUGUCCGUGUCUGAUUUCAGUGAGCUACCAAAUGUCCAAGAGCAGCUGCUUGCCUCUGUACAGGUUACUUCAAUUCCCGUCACCCCAACUUCACCGACUGUUACCGCUGAAUACAGCACACCCAGAAAAGAUGUAGUGUUUCUGCUGGACGGUUCAGAUGGCACUAGGAGUUCUUUCCCAGCUAUGCGGGACUUUGUGCAAAGAGUAGUGGAGAAAUUCAACAUUGAGGCAAACAGAGACCGCGUUUCUGUUGUGCAGUACAGUAGAGACGCUGAGGUCCAUUUCUAUCUGAAUAGCUACACGAAAAAGGAAGACAUUCUUGACCGCGUCACAGGUCUGAGACACAAAGGAGGCCGUCCCCUCUACACAGGGGCAGCUCUCCAGUACGUCAGAGACAAUGUCUUUACUGCUUCUUCUGGCAGCAGACGGCUGGAGGGUGUGCCACAGAUUCUGAUCCUCCUUAGCGGGGGAAGGUCAUUUGACAGCGUUGAUGCAGCAGCAUCCUCUCUGAAAGAGCUCGGUGUCUUGACCUUGGGAAUAGGAUCGAGGGGCUCUGAUAGCAGAGAACUGCAGAGAAUAUCAUACGAAGCCAAUUAUGCUCUGUCCGUGGCCGACUUCAGUGAGCUUCCAAAUGUCCAAGAGCAGCUGUUGGCCUCUGUCCAGACGGUUGCAAUGUCCGGCACUCCAACUUCCCCAACUCUCACUGCUGAUGACACCAUUCCCAGAAAGGAUGUAGUGUUUCUGCUGGACGGCUCUGAUGGCACUAGGAAUACUUUCCCAGCCAUGCGUGCAUUUGUGCAGAGAUUAGUUGAGCAAUUAAACGUAGAGGCAAACAGAGAUCGCAUUUCUGUGGUGCAGUACAGUAGAGAUGCUGAGGUCAAUUUCUACCUGAAUACCUACACAGCAAAAGCAGACGUCUUGAACACGGUCAGAGGUCUGAGGCAUAGAGGAGGGAGACCCCUCAACACGGGGGCAGCUCUCCAGUACGUGCGGGACAGUGUCUUCACUGCCUCUGCCGGGAGUAGAAAGCAAGAGGGUAUCCCUCAGGUUCUUAUCCUUCUCAGUGGAGGACGCUCAAACGACAACGUAGAUACACCUGCCUCUGCCCUGAAAGAGAGCGGGGUCUUGAUCUUGGGCAUCGGCACUAGAAAUUCAAGCAGAGAGGUCCAGAGAAUUACCAAUGACCCUGCCUAUGCACAAUCGCUCAAUGAUUUCUCUGACCUUCCCGGUGUCCAGCAGCAGUUUUACAGCUCCCUAAACAAUGUGCUUGUUCAAGUUAAGCCGAUGACACCUACUGUGGCAGCUGAGCCCAGGAUGGCUAGGAGGGAUGUAGUGUUUCUGCUGGAUGGUUCAGAUGGCACGAGGAGCUCUUUCUCUGCAAUGCGAGACUUUGUUGAAAGGAUGGUGGAAAGACUGAACGUGUCUGAGAACAGAGACCGUGUCUCUGUGGUCCAGUACAGCAGAGAUCCAGAGGCUCAUUUCUAUCUGAACACAUACUCAAGAAAAGAGGACGCUCUUGACACGAUCAGGGGUCUGAGGCACAAAGGAGGGAGACCCCUCAACACGGGGGCAGCUCUGCAGUACUUGAGAGACAAUGUCUUCACUGCCUCCUCUGGAAGUAGACGUGUAGAAGGUGUUCCUCAGUUGCUGAUUCUGCUGAGUGGCACAAGGUCAUUUGAUAAUGUUGACACGCCAGCCUCAUCCCUAAAGGAGCUGGGAGUGCUUAUCUUUGCGAUAGGGUCAAGGAGCUCAGACAGCCAGGAACUCCAGAGAGUCUCCAAUGAGCCUAGUUAUGCACUGUCAGUGAGAGAAUUUAGUGAUCUUUCCAACGUCCAACAGAAGCUUUUAUCAAACAUUAACACAGCACUUGUAGAGGUUACAUCAUUAACUACAACAGUAACAGUGGAAUCUGAAGGACCCAAAAAGGACAUCAUCUUUCUAAUUGAUGGCUCUGAAGAUGUUGGCAGAGAAUUUCCAAUAAUCCAGGAAUUUGUGCGCAGAGUAGUGAGCAAUCUCAACGUUGGUGAGAACAAGAUCCGAAUAGGUGUGGUCCAGUAUGGAGAUAUUCCAAAUGCAGAUAUAUACCUCAACUCACAUAGGACAAAAGAAGGUGUUUUAAAUGGCAUCAAGGAACUCAGACAACUUAGGGGGACAAAGAGGAACCUUGGUCAGGCCAUUGACUUUGUAAGACGUGAAGUUCUGGCUUCUGGUCGUGGUGGAAGAAAAGAAGAAGGAGUUCCACAAUUUGUUGUUGUGGUUUCAGGAGGAAAAGCAACAGACAAUAUAAGACAAUCUGCAACAGCACUGAAACAAUCAGGAAUUUUCCCCCUUAGCAUAGGAACAAGAGAUGUGGGCACUCAGGAAUUGCAAGUGACAUCCUAUGUCCCCAGAUUUGCUUACUUAGUUGAUGACUUGCCUGGACUUUAUACAAUUCAGGAAACACUUAUCAACACCCUGACAGAGCUAUCUAGUGAGGAGUUAGCUCAACUGCGCCCUGUAUACCCUACAGAAACUGUAGUUCCAGUUCCUCGUGGAGAUAAGAGGGAUGUUGUUUUCCUUAUUGAUGGCACAUCAAAGAUACGCAAUGAGUUCCCCGCCAUUAGAGACAUGGUUCAGCGAGUGGUAGAGAAGUUAGAUGUAGGGCUUGACAAUGUGAGGGUCUCAGUUGUGCAGUACAGUGAUGACCCAAAAUUGGAAUUUCUCCUUAAUGAGCACUCUACGAAGGAGGAAGUUCGCCAAGCAAUAAGAAGACUGAGGAACAAAGGUGGCAAUGAAUUGAACACUGGCAAAGCUCUGGAGUAUGUAUCAAAGACUAUCUAUCAACGAUCAGCUGGAAGCCGUGUAGAGGAGGGUGUGCCACAGUUUCUCAUCCUGGUAACUGGAGGAAAGUCAAAUGAUGAUGUAUCUGGCCCUGCUAACCAACUGAAGUUAAGCCGGGUUGCUCCCUUAGCAGUUGGAGCUAGGGAUGCUGAUGCAGAGGAGCUAAGAUUAAUUUCAUUUAGUCCAGAACUAGCAUACACCAUCAGAGACUUCCAGCAACUUCCUGGCGUGGAGCAACAACUUUUAACCAAAGUCAGUACUAUGACCAGGGAUGAAAUUUCAACCCCCGCCGUGCCUAGAGACCCUCUCAAUCUGGGAAGAAAAGACAUCAUCUUCCUCAUUGAUGGCUCUGACAGUGUUGGACAAAGUGGUGUUGCUCACAUUCGUGAUUUUAUUUUGAAAGUGGUUGAUCAGCUUGAUGUAAGACCUGACCAAGUUCGUGUUGCUUUAGUACAGUAUGGCGAAAGACCUAAAACUGAAUUCUCUUUGAACUCCCAUGACAACAAGCAGUCUGUCAUUUCUGCCAUCAAGAGACUGCGUCACAUGGGUGGACGUGGUGCUGACCUUGCUGAGGCUAUAAAGUAUGUGAUUCGAAAUGAGCUCCAGGCUUCUGCUGGGGUGCGUCUUGCACAAGCAUCGCAGCAUUUGGUUGUGCUCACUGGUGGAAGGUCAACCUCUGAUGUAUCUACCUACGGCUCAAUUCUCAAAGGUUCUCGGGUCAAUUGUAUAGGAAUUGGCGCUGAAAAUGCAGACUCAAGACAGCUGAUACAGAUUGCUACCAGUUCUGAUGAUGUGCUGCAAGUUCCUUCUUUUCCAAAUCUUCCAAACAUACAGAACAAGUUUAUUGCCAGACUCAGUGGAUCAAUUGUAGUGGAACCUCCCAUUGAGAUUGAUGAAACAACUCCUGGACUCCCACAGGCCAAGGCUGCUGACAUUGUUUUUUUGGUUGAUGGCUCAAUAAAUCUUGGCAGAAACAAUUUCAAAGAGGUCAUGGAAUUUAUUCUUAAUUUAAUUGACCUGUUUUACACUGAAAGAGACAGACUUCAAAUUGGUUUAGCACAUUAUGCUACAGAUGUGACUGAUGUAUUCUACCUCAAUACCUACAACAAUAAAGAUGACAUUAUCAAUGCCAUAACUCGAGCAGAGUACAAGGGAGGUCGGGAAAUUAGAACAGGUAGUGCCAUUCGCCAUGUUCAGAAAACCCACUUUGUAAAAGAAAAAGGAAGUCGGAAGGAUGAGGGAAUUCCACAGAUCCUGAUGGUAGUCACUGGUGGACGGUCAAGGGAUGACAGUAAAUCAGCAGCAUUAGGUCUCAAAGCCUCUGGUGUUCGUGUCUAUGCUGUUGGGGUGGGUGACAUUGAGGAUGAGCUCAAUAAUUUGGGGAGUGAGGCUACUACUGUGGCUCGAGCCAGCACCUUCCAAGAGCUCUCUGAACUUAAUGAGCAGAUUUUGGAUACACUUGAUCAAGAUGUGAAAGGAAUAAAUCUUUGCACUGGAGUAAAGGAAGCUACCAGAGAAUGCAAAUUGGAUGUUCUCGUGGGGUUCGAUGUGUCUUCCCAGAACAUCUUUGCUGCUCAGAGGUCAUUAGAGACAAAAGUGGCUGCUAUUCUCCAACGGAUUAUCCAGAUGCAGUCUAUCAGUUGCAACUCUGGUCAAGCUCCAUCAAUACAAGUGGGGAUGCUAGCAAUGGACUCCGCCUCAGAGCCUGUUCAGUUGGAUUUCACAAACAAAUACACAGACCUUCUUGAGCCCUUUAAGGCUCUUCGAAACCGUGGACCUUUUGUUCUAAAUGGUGCAACAAUUAAGGCUUAUGCUGAUAGAUUCAAGAGUCGGCCUUCAGAUACAAUCAAGGUUGUAAUCCACCUAACUGAUGGAUUAGAUGCCCAGUACAACAUUCUGAAAGAGCGAACUGAACUGAUGCGUUCUGCUGGUGUCAGCAGUUUCAUUCUUGUUGGUCUUGAGAGAGUGCCACGAUUUGAGGAUGCAGUUCUCUUGGAAUAUGGCCGUGGAUUCAGGUAUACACGACCACUGCGUGUCAAUGUCAUGGAUUUGGAUUAUGAGCUUCUGGAAGAACUGGAUAACAUUGCAGAACGGGAAUGCUGUUCUGUUCCAUGCAAGUGUAAUGGCCCGAGAGGGGACAGAGGAGCCGUUGGUGUCCCUGGACAAAAGGGUCAAUCUGGUGGUCAGGGCUCCAGCGGACAUCCUGGUGAUGAAGGUGGUCCUGGAGAGAGAGGCCCCCCUGGUGUAAAUGGAACUCAAGGGUUCCAAGGAUGCCCAGGUCAAAGAGGUGUUAAAGGAUCUCGAGGAUACAAUGGUGAAAAGGGAGAAAUUGGAGAGAUUGGUUUAGAUGGAAUCAACGGAGAGGAGGGAACAAGUGGCAUUGCUGGUCCUCCAGGAGACAGAGGAAACCCCGGCCAAAGGGGGCCUAAAGGGGCCAAAGGCCAGGCAGGAGAUGCUGGUCAGAUUGGAAUCCGUGGUGAUCCAGGGACCCCAGGCAGAGACAACACUCAGAGAGGACCGAAAGGUGACCCAGGCGAUGCUGGCCCAGCGGGAGAGCCAGGGGUGGAUGGAAAUAAGGGAGGUCCUGGUGAACCAGGCAGACGGGGCUCUGAUGGUAGACGAGGGCCUCCUGGUCAAGCUGGUGCUGCUGGAAGACCUGGAAGUGAUGGUUUAGCAGGAGAACCAGGAAUUGGAGGAUCUCGGGGUCCUGCUGGACCUAUCGGAGCACCUGGUGUUAGAGGAGAAGAUGGAAACCCUGGUCCAAGGGGGCCAGGAGGACAGCCAGGACCUGCUGGAGAAAAGGGCAGAAGGGGAGCUGUUGGUCGUAAGGGUGAACCAGGCGAGCCAGGACCUAAAGGUGUUACUGGACCCUUCGGACCCCGUGGGGAGCCUGGUGAAGAUGGAAGGGAUGGGUUUGGUUUUCCUGGUCCCAAGGGAAGAAAGGGUGAUGAAGGUUUUCCUGGUUUUCCUGGUCCAAAGGGUGAAGCAGGUGACCCUGGUACAAAUGGAGGCCCUGGUCCUAGAGGAAACAAUGGCCAGAGGGGCACCUCUGGAGUACGUGGUGGUCCUGGACAAAAGGGAGAUAUCGGAUACCCGGGACCAUAUGGCCUAAAAGGACCUCGAGGACUUGGUGCUGUGCAAUGCGAUCUGGUCAAGAAAAUUAGGGAUAACUGUCCCUGCUGCUAUGGUGCUCAGGAAUGUCCUUUAUACCCCACUGAGAUGGCCUUUGCCCUGGAUGCAUCAGAUGGUGUUUCGCGUGGUGCUUUCAACAACAUGCGAGACACUGUUCUGCGCCUGCUCAGUGAUAUUACAAUUGCUGAGAGCAACUGUCCCCGAGGUGCCCGUGUUGCUCUCGCACUCUACAACAAUGAAGUGACUACCGAGAUCCGCUUUGCAGAUACCCAGAAGAAGCGAGCACUUGUUGAGCGAGUUCAAGGGCUUCAGGCUUUGCAAACCCGUAAGCAGCGCAGCUUGGAGACAGCAAUGAACUUUGUUGCACAGAACACUUUCAAGAGAGUUCGGAGUGGAUUUCUUGUGCGCAAGGUAGCUGUUUUCUUUGUCAACGGACCUGCUAGUGUUACACAAGAAUUUAGUGCUGCUGCUCUGCGCCUUUACGAUGCUGGAAUUUCCUCUGUAUUCCUUCUUAAUCGGGAAGAUCGCCAACUUACAAGAGCCUUGCAGCUUAACAACACUGCAUUAGCCCAGAUUAUUGUCCUGCCCUCACCUGGCAGUGCUGAAUACAACAAUGUCAUCAAGAAGAUCAUGACCUGCCAUAUCUGCUUGGACUUCUGUGCCCCUGAUCAGAUCUGUGAUUAUAUUCCUCCUCGUGGAGUCCGAGACCGAAGAGAUCCCACCACUGACUUAGACAUCGACAUGGCUUUCAUACUUGAUAGUUCGGAGAGCACCUGGCCCUCAGUCUUCACAGAGAUCAAGCAAUAUGUGGCUCUGAUGACAGAACAGCUAGUUAUGUCCCCUGAGCCAACCAGCACUAGCCACCAUGCUCGAGUGGCGCUUGUUCAGCAUGCACCUUAUGAAUACUUGCACAACAGCAGUGGCAUUCCCAUCAGCGUGGCCUUUGGUUUGACGGAUCACAAGUCACCUCACAGUGUCCGCAGCUUCUUAGAGGAUAAGGUGCACCAGCUGGAAGGAGGACGGGCACUUGCAUCUGCACUUGAGGGCACUGUUGAACAUGUGUUUGAGAAGGCACCACAUCCUCGCCACUUGAAGGUUUUAGUUCUGUUAGUGACUGGACCAGUUGAAUUGUAUGAAGACAGGAUAGUAAGGGCUGCCACUGAAGUUAAAUGCAAAGGCUACUUCAUAGUGGUGAUGGCGGUUGGAAAGCUGUUCAGUACAGGUGAUGUCCGAGUCCUGGCACAGGUUGCAAGCGAGCCUUCAGAUGUGUUCUUUAAGAGGGUGGAUAGACCUUCUGGCUUUUAUGAUGAUCACAUUCAGACCUUCGCCAGACUGUUGCCCAAGUACCUUGGCCUUGAAAAUGCUUUCUAUUUGUCACCUGAAGUCUCUAAGAAAUGCCAAUGGUAUCAGAGUGACCAGCCACACAAAGCACCAUUCAGUUUACCUCAAGUAGAGGAGAAACAACAGAAGCACUAUGGACAGCAGGAGGUUCAUGACAGACAACAUAAAGAAAACAGUAUGGAGGAACUGCAUCUGGUUAAUGUCACCUCCAGCGGAUUCUCCCUACAGUGGUUGAGUGGCGAUUCAAAGGCCACUCAUGAGGUUACUGUAACUCGUCUGAAGGACCAUAGCCUGGUACUCAGGAAAAAUGUGACUGGCAGUCAUCUCUCCAUCAGUGAGCUGGAGGCAGCCCAAACCUAUCAUGUUGUGGUCAACACACACAAUGUCAAUGGUCAUGUUGCCAGCACCUACAAAGGCAUAGUUCCCACAAAAUCAGCACAUAUGAAGCCCCUUACUCUAAAUGAUGUGAUGGGGGUUGUGCCCACUGCACCCUUGAGUAAAUCAGAAGCAAAAUCAACAGAACAGAAAACUCUUAAUGCCAGCGAUAAAGUGGGGAUGAUGCCCACUGUACCCUUGAGUAAUCCAGAAACAAAAUCAGAAGAUAAGACCGUUCUUGCUCCAAGUGAAGUGAUUGUGCCCUCUGCACCCUUAAGUAGACCAGAAAUAAAAGCGGCAGAGCAAAAAGUUCUCGGCCCAAGUGAAGUAAUAGGGAUUGUGUCCUCUGCUCCGUUGAGUAAACCAGAAUUAAUGGCUGAGCAUAGUUCAAGUGCUGUUCUCCCGCCAGCACCAGCUCCAGCUCCAGUUAACACUCUUUUGGAGCCAUGCUCACUUGACUUUGACACUGGACUACCAUGCAAAGAUUACCAAGCUAAGUGGUACUUUGACAGAAAGAAUGGAUUCUGUACACAGUUCUGGUAUGGAGGUUGUGGAGGAAAUGACAAUAGGUUUGAAACUGAGUCUGAUUGCCUGAAACGCUGCAUGAAGACAGUGGCUGAGCAAAGAGCAGCUGACGAGCAUAUCAAAGCUGUUUUGCCGCCAGCACCAGCACCAGCUUCCCUGCAUGUCACUGUGGAUAUCUGCAAACUACCAAAAGAAGAAGGAUCAUGUGCAAAAUUUGUGCUUAAAUGGCAUUAUGACCCGCUUAGCGGAAACUGCACCCGCUUCUGGUACGGAGGUUGUGGAGGGAACCAGAAUCGCUUUGAUACACAGGACGAGUGUGAGAAGGCUUGUGGAAAAGCAGCACCUGUUAAACAAGGCAUCAUGGCUUCAGUUAAAACAUAGGAACUAAUGGAGACUGUAAGCCAACCGCUGACAUCACUCAGAGGAUAUAGCACCUAAAACUAGAAGCUCCACCACCUCCAAGAUGCCUGCACUGGACCUUGCCAGAGGAUUUAAUCCAAAGAAAACCUUGAAGUAGUAUUUUCCACACAAGAAAAAGAAGUGUCUUUGUUUCAUGCUGGUGCUACAUUUGUGUUUUGUUUUUUCCUUUUUGUUGAAGAAAAAAAGUUUUAUUUUAUGGGUUUGAAACCCAGUGUGGAUGUCCAGGGCAAAAUUACUUUUUAUGUUAUUCUGUUUUAGUCAUGUGGUUUGCUCGAGGAAAUAUCUUGAUCAAAACAUAUCAGUAAAUCUUUGUACUUGUGAAACACAUUCAUGACAGUUUAGUUACAUUUAGUAAAUUCUAGUCCCUAAUUACUGCAGUGCCCUCAUUAUGUUUUUUACAGCUUGGAAGGAAGAAUCUUAAUUGCUCUUUCUGGUCAUAACGCUGGAGAUCUUCACUGACUUUAAAACAAACUCCAAGCAAAUGCAAUGUUGAUGUUAGACAAUUAUGAAGUGAUCAUCUAAAAACAGUUUCAUUGUUUUAAAUAAAGAUGCAUUUUUGGGGGGGAAAUUGCCUUACAGACAGUUUUGGUUGCAAGAAAAAAAGCAAUUAGAAUGUACUUGUCCACUUUAUUUUUGUGGGUGGGGGUGGGAUUCAACUUGUUAUUUCACUUGGGAAUGGGAAGAUAUAAAUAAAUUAGUCUUUAUAUAAACUU